AUGACUGUUGCUGAGAUUGGUGCUGCUUUUCUCUGUCCAGAGAUUGAAGAGUCACUUGAUCAGAGUACUUCAGAUUCAGACUCUUCUGAACCUAGACUUCCUUUUACUAUGCCAUUGAAUUGUCGAUCAAGAGCUCGCGUCUAUCGCUUCCGCACACACAAUAUAUUCGAACCCUUCUCCGGGCAUAAUUGGCUGCCAGAGCCUCAUGGCCAAGAUCUCAUGCUUCCAGCACCAAAAUCGGAUGCUCUUCCUUCACAACCAAAUAUUGAUAAAGUUCUUGAACUUCUUCCUUCAUUGUGCAAUAGUGAUAAAAUUCUGGACGUGCAUUACUCCCAGGACCCCGAGGCCGUUCCUUCUUUUCAAAUGUUGGAUGAUGAGAGUCGAAAAUCUCAUGUGCAAGACGUGAAAUUGCCAUCAAAUGAUGGUUCUAUGCUAUUUCCUGACAACUUCAUCUCAUUCCAGCUCAUUCUUUUUUCUAUUGGUCUUCUAGCUUUUGUUGUCUACCAUUAUAAUCUGAUCACUGUAGUAAAAGUAAAAUUGAUUGCUCAGCCUUCUUAUGUCACUGGUGUAAACGUAUCUUCGAAAAGGAAGAAACCUCGGAAAUCUGGGAAGGGAAGAAGUAACAGUGAGAAAAUGGACAAAGAAGAAAAUUUGGUUAAUAACACUUGUAAUGACUUUCUGAACCUAAAUCAACCAAAUUCUUACAUAGAUGGACGCAAUAUUGGUAAGUUAUUUGUCUCAAGCAAAGAGAUUGCAAAAGGUAGCAAUGGUACCAUUGUUGUUGAAGGGAUUUAUGAAGGCCGUCCAGUUGCCGUGAAACGCCUUGUGAGGGCCCAUCAUGAUAUCGCCUCUAAGGAAAUUCAAAAUCUUGUGUUGUCUGAUCAUCAUCCAAAUAUUGUUAGAUGGUACGGAGUGGAGCAAGACCAAGAUUUUGUGUAUCUUGCACUAGAGCGCAGUGCUUGCAGCUUGAAUGAUCUUAUUCAUAUAUAUUCAAAGUCCUCUAUUGAC
This is a messenger RNA of Olea europaea var. sylvestris, 1008 nucleotides long. Its product is annotated as serine/threonine-protein kinase/endoribonuclease IRE1a-like. The record is from RefSeq and is a predicted model, not a curated record. The annotation marks the transcript as partial. Gene Ontology annotation, molecular function: ATP binding; RNA endonuclease activity; protein serine/threonine kinase activity. Gene Ontology annotation, cellular component: IRE1-TRAF2-ASK1 complex. Gene Ontology annotation, biological process: intrinsic apoptotic signaling pathway in response to endoplasmic reticulum stress; IRE1-mediated unfolded protein response; protein phosphorylation. The transcript has a single exon. Lineage: Eukaryota; Viridiplantae; Streptophyta; Magnoliopsida; Lamiales; Oleaceae.